Messenger RNA from Onychostoma macrolepis, 4115 nucleotides. Its product is annotated as inactive rhomboid protein 2-like. Gene Ontology annotation, biological process: regulation of epidermal growth factor receptor signaling pathway; regulation of protein secretion. The record is from RefSeq and is a predicted model, not a curated record. Gene Ontology annotation, cellular component: endoplasmic reticulum membrane. Bases 609 to 3062 code for a protein of 817 amino acids. Gene Ontology annotation, molecular function: serine-type endopeptidase activity. Lineage: Eukaryota; Metazoa; Chordata; Actinopteri; Cypriniformes; Cyprinidae. The transcript is spliced from 20 exons.
ACUCGACGUCAUAGGAAGCGCAGCAGGAAGGGAGGAGAAAUGAGCCCGGGCUUCCUUGUAUCACUAGUUCUCUUUCAUAAACACAAUUUAAGCAAACUAGCUACUUAAUACGCGUAACAUUACAUCAAGACACUUUUUAAAGGUUUAAACGUUUUUCAAGUUAGUCCCGAAAGAUCCGGAUUCUCUUGCUGAAUGUGUGAAUGAAAGAAAAGCGAAACGCGUGAAGUACUGGAUCACAAGGCACAGAAGAGAAAGAGUCUCUUGAGGUCAGUGGAGCGCUUCUGGAGGACGUGCACUCAAAUGUUAUCUGUUAGUUACUGUAUACCGUUACUCAAGUAAUUUAGCCCUGGGAGAGCUGAGGAAUGUGCACAGGGCUUUCCACCUGGCAAGUUCAGACUUGCUCCUCCAUUGAACAAAGAUACAGUAGAACCAAUUAGAUGGAAAUUUUUUCCCCCUGCUGUACCAAAAUCAUACCGAACCGUGACGUUAAAACCGAGCAGAAAGACUGCUCUGAAGAUUAGUCAGUGAGUUAUCGUUCCUCUUUCGACGCUAAUCAUCCAAGACAAGCAGUGGUUUCUUCUGACAUAACCUGAAAAAACGGAAUCAGGAUGUCAUCUGAGGAAGAAGAUGCCUCAAACAGUAACAGUGGUCAAUCAAAAAGUAGGCUGAAGAGCAAGAAGCCACCAAGUCUGAUGAUUGCAAUUCCCAAAUCAGAGGCUGACAAAAAGUUGCUGCGGCCAUCUUUUAAGAAGAGUGUGAGUCUACAGCAGUCAAGUGAAGGAUUGUCAGACAGCAGUCCAUCUACAAGGGACAGACGGAAAACGUUCAAGAGGCAAACGUCACUCUCUCAGAGCAUUCGCAGGGGUACAGCUCAGUGGUUUGGAGUGGGCAGUGAUAGUGAAUCCAAGCAACAGGAAUGGCACAGGAAGAGUCUUCGGCACUGCAGUCAGAGAUACGGAAAACUAAAACCUCAGUAUUGUGAGCAGAAUGAGACAGCCAGCCUAGAUUAUGGCCCGGAGUCACCAGUGGCCCCCAGAAUGCCAAAGAUUGUGGAUCCUUUGGCUCGUGGGCGACAGUUUCGCUACGAGGAGUCUGAGCGACCGAGGACACCCCAUACAGCAUGUCCUCCUUUGACCCCAGGUGUGACCUCUCUCUGCUCGUUCUCUAGCCAGCGCUCUGGUUACACACGUUUACCACGGAGAAAAAGAGAAUCGGUGGCUCGUAUGAGCCUCCGCGCUGCGUCCAAUCUUCUUAAGGGUCGACAUGGUCUACAGGGCACUCAAAGUGGGCGUGGAUUUCAGAGGAGGAGUUUUGCCCGUCCCAGCUGGCUCGAAGACGACACUGUGGAUACAGCAGACACCUCUGAUUCAGUUUUUUUUAGCAAAGUAGAUGUCCAUGAGGAGCUUUAUUCUAUGGCAGAUGAUGUUUUUGAGUCACCCCCUAUAUCGGCUUCUUGUCAUGUGGCAGAUGUUUCUUUGGGCGAGGGAAUAUCAUUUCCUACCUUAGGAAAAAAGGAUGUCAUCAAAACUAUGACCCCCUCUGAGAGAGAAUCUUCUCAUCGUGGUGGUCGAAUUGCCUCUAAAGUGAAGCACUUUGCGUUUGAUAAGCAGAAGCGUCAGUAUGGGAUGGGUGUGGUAGGGAAGUGGCUGAACCGACACUAUAGACGCAGUCUUAGCAGCCAAGUACAGAAACAACUGGAAGAUUUUCAUAGUCAUCGGCCAUAUUUUACCUACUGGAUUACCUCUGUGCAUAUUAUCAUAACAUUGCUGUCCUGCAUUACAUAUGGAUUUGCUCCUGUGGGCUUUGCCCAACAUUCCACCACUCAGCUGGUACUGAGAAACAAAGGAAUCUAUGAGAGUGUGAAGCAUGUACAGCAGGAGAACUUCUGGAUUGGUCCUUGCUCUGAAGAUCUUAUCCACUUGGGAGCAAAAUUUUCUCCAUGCAUCAGACGAGACAGUCAAAUAGUGAAGCUUGCACAGCAGGCCAAAGAUCUAGAGAGGGAGUCCGGCUGCUGUGUACAGAACGAUGGUUCUGGAUGUGUGCAGACCCAGAGUGAUGGCUGCUCGGAGACUCUAGCAAUAUUUAUAAAAUGGAACAAAGAGAAAGUAGACAUGGUGAGAUCUUCAGGUGCAGUCUGCCAUCAGGACCCAAGGACCUGUGAAGAGCCAGCCUCAUCAGGACCCCAUGUUUGGCCUGAUGAUAUAACAGAGUGGCCGAUUUGUACAUACCCUAAAACAUGGAACCACACAGGAUACAAGCACAUGGACUGCACACUAAAGGGCCGGCCAUGCUGUAUUGGAACUAAAGGAAGAUGUGAGAUUACAACUUGGGAGUAUUGCCACUUCAUGCGUGGAUAUUUCCAUGAGGAGGCCACACUGUGUUCACAGGUUCACUGCCUGAAUGAUGUGUGUGGCUUGCUGCCAUUCUUGAACCCCAGUGUCCCAGAUCAGUUCUACAGACUGUGGCUCUCCCUUUUUCUUCAUGCUGGUUUACUGCAUUGCCUGGUGUCUGUGAUCUUCCAAAUGACUAUACUUAGAGACCUGGAGAAACUAGCAGGCUGGUUACGCAUUUCCAUCAUCUACAUUGUCAGUGGUAUUACAGGAAACCUUGCCAGCGCCCUCUUCCUACCGUACAGAGCAGAGGUUGGUCCAGCAGGGUCUCAGUUUGGUUUGUUAGCCUGUCUGUUUGUGGAGCUGUUCCAGGCCUGGCAGAUGUUGGAAAAGCCAUGGAAGGCCUUCCUGAAGCUGUUAGGCAUUGUUCUCUUCCUUUUCUUCUGUGGUCUUCUGCCCUGGAUUGACAACAUUGCUCACAUCUUUGGCUUCCUCAGUGGUCUUCUCCUGUCCUUCACAUUCCUUCCAUAUGUCACGUUUGGCACCUUAGACAAGUAUCGCAAACGAGCUCUUAUUUUGUUGUCGCUGCUUGUCUAUUUUGGGUUGAUGUCCUCACUUAUUGUCUGGUUCUACAUUUACCCUAUAAACUGGCAUUGGCUAGAGCAUCUCACCUGCUUGCCCUUUACCAGCAAGUUCUGUGAACACUAUGACAUUGAUCAUGUGGUACACUAACUUUGUUUUUUGUAGACUGAGUUUUUUUCUAAUGACUGCAAGGGACUGAGUAAAACAGCAGAUAAUGUCAUACUGUAUCUGAGGUGUAGCAAUAGAACCAAUAGAAUGUAUGAAUAGUCCAUUUAUUCCCAAAGCCUGGAUAAUGUGCAGGUAAACUAUGAUGUUUUGUUACUGAAGCCUGUACUCUAUCCCUUUAGCUUAAAAUGUCUAACACCAAAUGUCUUCCAAAAUUAUUGCAUGUGUAAACAAGGAGAUUUAUUCUGUCUUUUCAUAUGUGCUUACACGUUUAAAGAUAUGCAUAAGUCUUUUAGAGUCAUUUCACUGAACUGGUUAUGAAUGAUGGAGUUUUAUGUUGAAACUUCAGUGACGUUCAAAAGAAUACUUUAUAUUUCAGUCACUUUUUGUACUUCUGUAGACAGCCACAAACCUCUGGCUAGGCUAGUAAAUCUAGUUCCACAUUAAUGAACACACUAGUUUUAAGAACUGUAGCUUCCCAUUCUUCUUUUUCUGGAUUACAAGCAUGUGUCCUCAGACAACUAUAAAGGAAAUUAAAUGUGGCAGUAAUUUCCUGAAUAGUAUGGUCGGUUAGUCAUUUCACUUCUCAAUGCAUUUCAUAUAUUUCAUAAGUCAUUUAAUUUAUCAUUCGUCUAUCAUAUAUAAUAUCUGUCUUCUUUUUUUUCAGAAUAGAGAUCCUGUUUUGCAAUCAACAGAGAAGCUGUUGUUUACAACCAGCUAUUAAUGUUAAUAGGUGCACUGCAUGCAUUAAAUCGUGUGUAUUCACUUGGCGUAGAAUGUAUACAUUUGUGGUCUUCUGUCUCCUUUUAUUGUAGUGUCAAAGUCAAAUUCAGCUGUUGUUUUGAUUGAUAUUCAGUCAGUGCAUAAUUGUUUACUGAGGACUGCACUUGUGCCUUAAAAAAGAACAGGAGUUCUAUUGAAUCUGACAAUCUGGAAUAUUUUGGUAUAUUUGAAGGUGUACAAAUAUGAUUGCAGGUGGACUAAAUAACUAAUGCUUGAAGUAAUAAUAACAAAAAUAAAGUUUGUAAUUUUUUUUUU